GCGAGCAAGGAGUUUCUCGUUCCGGUUCGAACCGGAAAUAAAAAAUCUAACCGACCGGACCCUUAACGCGCCGCCAUACUCCAAAUCAUAACUUUCCACACAGCAACGUUCUUCUGUAAUUCUCUGAUUCGUUCCUUUCUCUCUCAAAACCCUAACCCUAACCCCCGAGUCUGGAAGCCUCUCCAAUGGCGUACCAGACACCCGAUCAAGAUUCAAGCUCCGAUCCGAAGACCCCAACUCGCCUCUACAACCCAUACAAGGACCUCGAAGUCCCCAUUCGCAACCUCUACCAGCUCCCAACCACUCCCGAGUACCUAUUCGUUGAGGAGGCCCGCCGCAAGCGCCGAUCCUGGGGCGAGAACCUCACCUUCUACACCGGCUGCGGCUACCUUGCCGGCGCUGUCGGGGGCGCCGCCUCUGGUCUCAUCGACGGUGUUAAAUCCUUCGAGUCCGGCGACACCGCCAAGCUCCGAGUCAACCGCGUCCUCAACUCCUCCGGCCACGCCGGCCGCGCCUGGGGCAACCGCCUCGGCGUCAUCGGCCUCCUCUACGCCGGCAUCGAGAGCGGGAUCGUGGCGGCGAGGGACACCGACGACGUCUGGAACAGCGUCGCGGCCGGACUCGGCACUGGCGCGCUGUAUCGCGCCGCGAGAGGGGUGCGUUCGGCGGCGGUGGCGGGAGCCGUCGGCGGCGUCGUGGUUGGAGUCGCUGUCACGGCGAAGCAGGCUUUGAAACGCUACGUGCCUAUAUGAGAACGACACUUUGUGUGAGCACUUAAUUUUUUUCUUCCUUUUUUUUGGGGUUACUAUCAAUUUUGAGCGAUUGUUGGGGUAUAAGCAUUAUUAUACCAGAAUGUGGCAGUGUUGCUGUUGCAAACAAUUGGUUUUAUUAUUAUGCAUAUUUUUUUUCAGCUUGAUGCUAACCUUUUCUAAUGUAAUUUGUCGAAACAUCUUGCAUCAAUAAUCGGGACGGCUUUAAUGCUGGAUAUAUAGUAUCAAGAAUAUUGUUCCUCUUUCGGUGGAUGCAAAUGGAAGAUUGUGUAAACGGUGUCACAACAGAUGUUGUGGUACAUGAUUUGAUAGAAGUAGAGUUGUUAGGAUUAGUUUUUGUGAUGAAAGAAGCCCGUAUUAUGCUUGUGUUCCUAUGAUUAAUGAAUUCAAGGGAUUUGCAUUUUAGACCCCUAAUAGGAUCUCUGAUAUUAGGCCAAUGCACUGGGUUCCAAGGUUCUGUAUAAAGUACGUAUCAUUUGGUGAUUUCUGGUA
Glycine soja is the source of this 1262-nucleotide messenger RNA. Its product is annotated as mitochondrial import inner membrane translocase subunit TIM23-2-like. Lineage: Eukaryota; Viridiplantae; Streptophyta; Magnoliopsida; Fabales; Fabaceae. Bases 186 to 752 code for a protein of 188 amino acids. The transcript has a single exon. Gene Ontology annotation, cellular component: TIM23 mitochondrial import inner membrane translocase complex; mitochondrial inner membrane. Gene Ontology annotation, biological process: protein import into mitochondrial matrix. The record is from RefSeq and is a predicted model, not a curated record. Gene Ontology annotation, molecular function: transmembrane protein transporter activity.